AUGCCCGACACCAAGCGUCUACAUCUCUUAUCCGUGAAAAGGUCCGAGGCCGAAGCUCUGAAACGAAAUCUUGGGAGCUCAGUUGGAUCAACUGGCUUGUCUUCUGGGGCGAUUUUGGGGAUAGCCAUCAGCGCAGCGGUUUUGCUGCUGAUCAUCCUUCUCUCAGUAUUCAUCAACCAUGCAAGAAGGAAAGAUCGCCUAGAGAGGCAGCGGAUAGCUCAUGAAAUCCGAACGGUAGAGGAAGAUAUCCGAGCGGUAGAAGAAGAAAUCAGAGCCAAAACUGCUUCUAAGCCCACACGCCGGCCGGAAAUCAACCAUCCCCGGAAACCGUUGCCCGUUAUUGUCAAUCCUCUUAGAGAUGCCGACUAUGCCGGCCCCGAUCCCCUUCAAAAGUCUCCAAUGACCAAGACAAGGAGAGGUUUAGAUCAUAAAGGGAUUUUCCGAAUGUCGGGUAUGCGAGAUUCCUGGCCGUUGGUUUCCAAUAUCCCAUCAGCAUUCCUUCCGACCCAAUCGACUAUGACCUUGAAUCAAGUUGCACCUCCAGGAUAUGUUGUUGCCCCAGAGUCGAAAUGGCCUCGGAGGUCAUCCACAAGGGCUUCCAGAAACAGGGUGUCAGUUCCCGCCCAAGAGUCGUUCUCUGAGCCGCAACCGAUGGAACCGCAACCCAAAACGCCCUCACCUGAAAAGCGAAAUCGCCAACGUCGCUCGACCUCGGAAACCCAACUAUCAACCAUAUUACGGUCAACGUCACAACGUCUGAAGGCUGCCCAAAGGCAAUCCCUCACGAGGUCAUUGACCACUUUUACACGGCUCCCCGGAUCACCGCCAAAGGUACGACUACCAACGCCCCCAAACGGACGGCGGACCAUGAGUCGUGAAGGUCUCAUCGAGAAAUGUUACCCCGAACCUCUUUUCGGUCAUAUCUACCAGCCAUAUCGUCCUCAGACUCCACCCUCUGAUAAAUAUGGCAUUGAGUAUUGUACGGACUCUGCGACUAAAUCUGAAAAGCUACCUACGCCAUCCGAUGCGUCAGACGAUAGCUUAUGUGGGACUGGGAAACGUGAUUCGGUCAUCCCCCAAGCUCUGUCCUCACCAAGCAAGCAGAGCAAGAAACUGCAGAAAAACUAUAGAAUGAGUAUCUCACCGAAGGGUGCUCGGGAUAUUUCGAUGACGGCUCAAAAGAAUAGGCGUUCAUUAACCCUACCACCUAGAAGUCAAAGAUCAAGCCAGGAGAUGCACUACAGAUUUCCCAGUCACAAUCCCAUAUCUCUGUUUAACGAUCCUUUCUAUUCUGCAGUGAAGAGUUCUCGCCCGGUGCUCCCGAAGACGGAUCUCAUAGGACCUCGGCCGCUUCGUGUGCGAAAAGCGACUUUUGGGCAAGAAGCAACGAUGGGACGACCCCUAAGCUACACAUCACCAUUAUGUGACGUCUCGGGAAACGCCCAACACCCCCACAGAAGAACAGAAUCACAACCAAAUUGGCAGACGAUGACCAACCCUGAACGAAACCCUUUUCAAUGGGCACCUGAAGACGUGCAGAUGGGACCCGCACAGUUGAGCCCUAAACGGACCGGAUCGCGGCGCAAAGGGCACAAGAGAUCUAAUUCGAUUCGAAUGUCAAUUCUCUCGAGACCAAAAAGCACUCUAAGCGUGGAUGUUGUCCUCGAAGAGUCCGAGGAAGAUUCCAUGGCAUUUAGAUCUGACAAGCGGCCUAUUGGAGAAGCCGCACGAACCAAAUCCCCCACUCCAUCACCGCUAUCCCCUUCUCGAAGGCAUAGUCUGCGGCCACCAACAGCUGCAACAUUUAAUCCCUCUUUCACAGUUCCAACAUUAAUUAUCAAGCCCACCAGCAAACCAGACCUAAUGCAAUUGGACGACGCACUGGACUCCACCAUACAUUCGGCUCGCAAUUACUAUAGCCAGACUCUAGACAGUUCCGAGACGCCUAGUAAAUCUGAAGUUCCGUCAACGCUAACGCUGAAAGCUCGACGUUACGGUCACAACUUUACUGCUGAACAGGCAUUUAAAACUUGGGAGCUUGAAAAGUUAAUCUCAUUUCCGCCUCCCAUAAAAUUCCCCAAGUCUAGCCUUCCUGAGCGCCCAUCGAGCUCAAGAAGUUCGGCUAUUAGUCUUUUACAGUCUCCACUGCCAGCCCCUGCACCGCCCCUCCUGGCGAUACCUAUCCCAGGUCACCUUACUGGGCCACGCUCUGAACGUCCAAAAUCACACUCUGAACGUCCAAAAUCCAGCCAAGGAUCAUGCUCUCCUGCACCUCGAGGAUCCUUACAUAAUUCUAUCUGCAUGCUCCGUCGCAUGAAUUCCGAAGUCUCUCACUACAGUACUAGGUCCCCAGGGACGGAUGGGAGCCCAGUACAAAGCCCCAAAUUACAAUUUGAUAACCCACGUAUUAGCGCCAUCCAGGCGGAAAUUACGCAUGAGAGAGGCAGGACCAGAGGAUCAAAACAUUAUCUUUCAAUCGGUCAAACCCCCCCCGGCAGUAGUCGGACAAGGGACUCGCAUCAUAUCUACAAAGAUCGACAGCGCAGAAGACUGAUUCAAGAAAAUGCCGUUCCAGAAACUAACGAACUGGCGUCGGUUGAAGAAUCGACCAGUUUCCCAACCGAACAGAGCGCACUGGGGAUUAUGAAUUUGCCUUUUCCCAAACUGUCCUCCUUAGAGACCACAGGGAUCUCCACCCCUAACACCGGAGACAAUAUUACCUUAAGCAAGGAAAGAAGACGUAUCGUUGGAAUGGAGCAUUUGUCGCCUGAAACACCAACCAAAUGGGGAUCUGGGAAAAAAUGCCUGGUAUCAGCCGUAUUGGCCGGAGAAGCGACACAAAUGAGUAGCGGGAAUCGAAAUAGCGGAGGACAUAGCCGGGCAGGAAGCGUCGGCCUAUACGAUGAAGAUGGAUUUUUGAAGAGCUCGCCGUCGGCAAAACAUCGGCAUGCCUACUACCCCUUGAAAUCUACCCCUGUUUUGUUGCCAAGAAACUGGGGAAGUCAACGCUUGGAACUUGGACUCCGACCCCCACCCCCAAGUGACCUCAUUGUCAUAUUUCAUCCUGGAUACCAUUCUUCUAGACUCGGAUGUAACACUCAGAAAGCCAAACAGGAAGCAAUCAAAGAUCCUACCAUCAAAAUGCCACGAAUUCGUCUUGAGGACAGCCAAGAGCUCUUACAACAGGCUGGAGAAGGGGUCGUAGGAGGCGCUAAGAAGAUGUGGGAAGGAUUCACCGAUUUCGCCUUGCAAGAUAAUGUAUUGGAGGUUGCCGUAGGUUUGAUAAUCGCAGCGGCUUUCACAACAGUGGUUACGUCUUUCGUUUCGGAAAUCCUGCUCCCGCCACUAUCUCUCCUCCCGUUUGUACAUCGAAAUUUGGAUGAGAAAUUCGCGGUUCUGAGGCCCGGACCGCAUUACAAUAAGACUCUUGGUUGGGGGUAUAAUACCUUGGAUCAGGCUACGGCUGAUGGGGCAGUUGUGAUGGCUUAUGGAGCCUUUAUCAAUAAGCUCGUUAAUUUUGUAGGCGUUGGGUUUGCCUUGUACGUCGUAGCAGCUCUCUAUGACCGUUUCGGAGGGAGUGACCCCAUUGUCAAGCACACGGUUAAGUGCAAGUACUGCAGGAAAAGGAUCAACUACAAAGCAUUCCGCUGUGUCAACUGCACCAGCUGGCAAGAUGGGCGGGAGGAGCAUACGCAGUAG
Molecule: messenger RNA, 3699 nt
Organism: Venustampulla echinocandica
Lineage: Eukaryota; Fungi; Ascomycota; Leotiomycetes; Helotiales; Pleuroascaceae
Exons: 5
Coding region: 1-3699 (1232 amino acids)
Biological process (GO): intracellular water homeostasis; monoatomic ion transport
Molecular function (GO): mechanosensitive monoatomic ion channel activity
Source: RefSeq, a predicted model, not a curated record